AUGAAAACGAAGGAAUAACUGAUGAGAAAUAACAAACAGAAAAUAAAUAUUCGGCUACUGGUGGAAAAUAUAAAAAAGGCGACGAAAAUUCGGAAAAUGAUUUUACAAUAAAAAUAUAUAUUUUUAACAAAAUGUAAACAAAACGUAAGUAAACUCUUACUUUCUUUUAGAUUCAUUAUAAUUCACAUAGAAGAAAGCAUGAUUUUUAUUUUUCGAGCAAAUAUUAUUUUAAAAAAUCGUUCUUUUAAAAUUUAAAUUUUUGCCGCCUUUAUUGAACUUCUAACCAGUAUACGAUGAUGGAAUUGGAGAAGAACGAAAAACGAUGAAACGAGGCGCAAGGUCGUUUGGUAAACAAAGAGGAAGGGAUUGCGAACAGAGGGUACACGCAACGAGGCCGGAGAGAAGAAAUGCGAAAGGGAAAGGGGAAAAGAAAAAGACAGAGCGAGAGAAGGAAAGGAUGAAACCGCUUGGCGCUCAUAUACGUUUAGCGAUGCGGCGUGCAGCGGUGACCGACUCGUUCGCGCAGACUCGGCCGUCUUCGUGUUCUCACCGGGUUUCCGCAAAGGGAAAUAAAGAAAGGAAGGCGACCAAGCGCGCGCGGGUCUCGCGCAAAAAUCAUUAAAACGCGUGCUCGAUUCGCGGCUGCGGCGUCGUUGUCGGCUCGUAGUCGACGAUUUAUUAGCGGGUACACAAGCGGGUGCCCACCCGCCGGCUUGUCACCUGGCUCCUCGCUCGUUUACCUCCACCCGCCUUUAACUUUCUUCAUCAUCCGUCCGUAAUCUCGAAAGAUUCUGGCCCACGGAGGCACACGAUUUCUUGGAGAAAACGAUCAUCGUCGGUCCAGUGUGUCCGCGCCGCCUCAACGUCGUACCACUCAUACGUUUUCCAUGUCUAGCGACGACGCGUGGAACGAACCAGAAACGAACGACACGCGACUUGGCAUGGAGUGGACUCGCGACAAGACUCUCGAGUUAUUGCGCGAGUAUCAACAAAGACGCGUCCUUUGGGAUUGGAACACUCGUGGUUAUCGCGAUCGAGCCAAGCGGAAACGCGCGAUUCAAGAACUCGCCGAGAUUCUUUGUUGCAACACGCUCGAAAUCGAGAAAAAGAUCACUAAUCUGAAGUGUCAGUAUUCGAGAGAAGUUCAUAAGAUACAGAAUAGCCGCGAUGCCGCUACCGGGCCCGAUGAUGUUUACGUAUCUAAGUGGUUCGCCUUUAAGGCGAUGCAGUUUCUGCAAUUUGGUACACGUAGAUACAGUAAGAGGAAGAAGAAAGUCGAUGAAGAGACGCCGAAGUUACAAGAAGAGUACAUAGUGAGUGACAUCGAUCCUGAGAGUAUAACGUUCACGGAUUAUAACGAGGAGACGAACGGAUCUGGAACUGGUUCGUUCAACGCUUCGCUGAGCGAGGAUGCCGAGGAGUCGUCGUCGUCGAGCCUGAAGGCGAUGGAACUGUACAACGGCUCGUUGCAAAAUCAAAACAGCCCGAUCUGCGACUUGGACGAGAGCGGGCAGAUAAAACUGGAGGCCACGUCGGACGAACGCAAGAGAACGAAAGAGGAGUUCGCGAAAUUUGCGGAGAGUAUCGCUGUGCAAUUGGCCGAAAUACCCGAUUCGUAUUCGAGAUCGGUGGCAAAGUUGAGGAUCAAUCAGAUCCUAUUCGAAGCCGAGAUAGGGGUUUACGCGCAAACGAGUCAUUAACAAGUGCACAAGUAUAUAAGUUUGUUUCGACGCCGUUCUUUUUUUUCUUUUUUUUUCUUUUUUUUUUUUUUUAAGAGAAUCAAAGAGCAGAUGGUUGUUUUCGAAAAUGAUGAAACGAAAUUUCAACGAAAAAGAUAAUUGUGCAGCGCACGCGUUGUUUUUUUCAUGUAUAAAAUUGAAGCGAGAAAUGAAUCGUGAAUGAGGCGACGCGUUCGUAUGGACGAGAAUACGCAACGAUGGACAAGAUUAACACUAUCAAUUAAUUUUGAUGGGCGCAAGAUGGGUCGGAGAGAUUUGAAACGAGAUAUGCUUUCGAACGAAUGGGUAUACUUAUAUGCAAUCGUUACAAAAGUAGAAAUGCAUUUUUAAUAUUACCGGGAUUUUAUCGUUACGUAGUAUCGUGGAUCGCGCUCCAAAUGUACGAUCAAUUUCGAUUUUCACGUAGUAUUAGUGUGUUAUCUUUAAUUUGAAAUUUAUCGGAAAAAUUUACGAAGAAUAUUUAGCGUUUCUGGCUUGUCUAUUUUAUAGAUCAAUUUUCAUGUGUGUUCAUCGGUUAAAUUUUAUGUGAAACAUAAAAUCGAUGAUUGAGAAGAGAUAAUGAAAGUUAUAUAUUUGAGAUUUUAACUGAAACGUGUUAAACAUAUUGAAAUCAAAGCUUGUACGAAACUUUUCAGAUAUAUACGAUUAUAUAAUAAAGCAUGAAAGUUAUAAUUAUAUUAUAUCGUACAAUGUAAUUUACCAGUUAAAUUCAGAAAUUUAAAUAGUUGAAAAUUUAAAUAGUUAGCGAAAAAAUCAUUUAGUAUAUCGCUUAUUGUAAAGAAAAAUUUGCGAUAAAGCGAAGGAUAUUUAGAAAAAUCGUUUAUAUUUAAUAUUCAAUAUUAUUUGUUUGACAAUCGAUUAGUUUUUUCCUGGGAAUUAAUUAUUCAAGGCCCCAGGAAUAAACUCGAACAUUUCUGCGAUUUAUAUAUUAUUAACGCGUUAAAAGUGAUAGAAUUGUAUGAAAUGAAAAAAAAAAAAAAAAAAUAUCGAGAACAAUUUUUUUAAAGAAUGGCGCUUUAUUUUAUAAAAAUUAUAUUAUUUUAUAAAAAUAAAAUUACCAUACUUUGAGAAAUUUUACAAAAACGUGAAAAAAAUCAUUGAUAUUUUAUAAUUCAAAGCCAGAAGCGCGCUUUAUUAUAAAGUUGAAUAGUGUUGAAUUUUUCCUUAUUUUGUUAAAAUUGAAAUAUUUUUUAAAUAUUUUUUUAAAUGUUUUUUUAAAGAACUAUAAUCCUUUGUACUCGAGGAAUUGAUACUUCCAAGUGUAUUUGAUGCAAAGGAUCGAAAGAUUUGCUAAUAAUUUCAGUUCUACAAAUUCAGAAAAAAUUCACGUUGUAUGAAGACUAGAGAUUCUUUUUCGAAUGAAAGAAUGCAAAUGAUUUUUUGAAAAUUCAUAAACGUGCAAUCUUAAAAAAUAUCAAUUUGCAAUAACAAAUUGCAUUUGCCUCUUCGAGUACAAAAGAUUAAUAGCGUUAUUGUUUUAGAAUUCGAUUCAUAAGAAAGACUGUAUUUUAAACGAUGCUAUUUUUCCUGAUUUUAUUUGUUUGUUUGUCAUGAUAAUGCCAAUCGAAUAUUUUUUAAAUGAUCUUUGCUCGAUCGUUAUACAAUCGUAAAACGAAAUGUUACUCAUAUUCGAUAAAAAUAGCGGAUAUGUGAUUUUAGAUGAGAAAAUAAGUCAAAAGUCCACGUCACUUAAGUCAGGUUGAAUAGAAUAACAAAGCUCAUUGUAAUAUGUUAAAUAUGUAUAUUAUAUACAUAUUUAAAAUGUUUGAAUUUUAUAGGAUUUUAAAAUUAGUCGUCGAGGUUUAUUCGUUAAAAUGGAUAGGUAAUUGCUAAUUAUAAAUAUCGAUUUUGUUGUUGCAGAAUGUUUUAAUGAGGAAAUAGUAAUUAAUACAUAUUUGUGAAACGAAUCGUAUUUUAAAUCUCAUUUACAUUUAAACGAAGUCAACCCAUUUAACGGCACCCAUUCGUCAUUUAUAAAACCUGACUUAUAGACGAUUUAGAAUAUAAGUAUAUAUUCCAUUGGUAUUGUUUCAGGGCUUUAAAGUAAACGUAGUAAAGUGUAUAGAUAGAAAACUAUUUUUUAUUGAAAAUACAAUCCCUCCUUAAAGUCGAAGAUAAGUCAUCUUCAAAUUACUUGAUUAAUUCUUGUUUAAGUAUAUAAUAAGUUAUGUUUGUAUUUUAUAACGUAUCAAUUAUGUUUUUCGUUAAUAGUUAAAUAUAAAGAAAAACUAGAUAGUAAUAAUUGUACACAAAGUCCAUCAGUCUCCGGUGUAUGUCUUUAUAUAAUGCAUUUGUUAUUGUUCCUGAUUUUGCGAUAGUUUUUAUUUUUGUAUUAAUUAUGAUUCUUUUUAGAAUCUUUACUUAUGAUGGUUAAAUUUUAGAAUAUAUAUACAAAUUGAUUGGUUCUUUGUGAAAUAUAUAAAUUUUUUUUUAUUCUUAUUAAAUGAGAUUCAUUUUAAAAUUUAAAAUCGUCAAAGAUUAUAUUAUUUCUCUAGAAUGAAUCUAUUUUUCAUUUUCUAGCAAUUUUUUUCAUCAUAUUUUACCCAUUUAAUUUAUUCGUCUUAUUCGAUAUUAAUAAUUUUUAACAAUUUCGUUGGUUAAAUCGAUUCUUAAAUUAAUCCCUUUGGAAAUAUAAUUUGAAUAAACAUCUCGUAUAAACGUAAUAAUGUAACAUUAUUUUAAAAAAUUAAAAUUGACGAAAUCACAGUAUAAUUGUUACAAUAAUCGACGAUUUAUAGGCACAGAAAUACUGUAAUAAUAAAGUUAGUGAAAUCAAAAUGAAUAAAAUUACUUAAAAAUUU
Apis cerana (Asiatic honeybee) is the source of this 4540-nucleotide messenger RNA. RefSeq lists its product as uncharacterized. The record is from RefSeq and is a predicted model, not a curated record. NCBI's taxonomy places the organism in Eukaryota, Metazoa, Arthropoda, Insecta, Hymenoptera, Apidae.